Messenger RNA from Leptidea sinapis, 3731 nucleotides. RefSeq names its product GPI inositol-deacylase (gene PGAP1). Gene Ontology annotation, cellular component: endoplasmic reticulum. Lineage: Eukaryota; Metazoa; Arthropoda; Insecta; Lepidoptera; Pieridae. The coding region runs from base 181 to 3585 and encodes 1134 amino acids. Gene Ontology annotation, biological process: endoplasmic reticulum to Golgi vesicle-mediated transport; GPI anchor metabolic process. The transcript is spliced from 17 exons. Gene Ontology annotation, molecular function: phosphatidylinositol deacylase activity. The record is from RefSeq and is a predicted model, not a curated record.
AUUACAUAUUCGUUGGCCUUGUGCAACCUGUGGUCGUGUUGAUUCGCCCGAGUUGUAUUUGAAAUAAAAAAAUAUAAAUAGUUCAUACCUACAUUCCUAAUGUAUACAAGUAUUAAAUUGAUUCACUGCCUUAUUACGUGUUAUAAAUUAUAAAAGUAUUAUAUUGUUAUAAUAAAAACAAUGAAUAAUUUAAAAUUCCUCGGUACUUCUGUUUUUCAAUUACUUUCAUUAAUAUUUGUCGCCCUUUACUUUUUGGGUAUUUUUAAUAUGAAUUUCAGUGACCGAAAUAAUUAUUGUGCCAUGACCUAUAUGUUUGAAUAUCCUCAAUUUGUGAGGAUAUCACUCCCUGAAAAUAAACAAUAUCCACAAUAUGGUCUAUAUGCUUACAGUGAAGGAAGAUUUACAGAAAAAGCUAGAAAAAUGUGGUUUGAUGGCAUCCCUGUCCUAUUUUUGCCUGGGAAUUCUGGUAGCCACAUGCAAGCUCGAUCUAUAGCAUCAGUAGCUCUGAGAAAAGCAAUAUCAAAUGGCUAUGAAUAUCACUUUGAUUACUUUACAAUCAAUUUUAAUGAAGAACUCUCUGGAUUGUAUGGAGGUGUUCUUCAGAGUCAGACAGAAUUUGCUGCUGCUUGUAUUUCCAAAGUACUAAGCUUGUAUAGAAACCAUCGGUAUUCUAAAAUUGUUCCAUCUUCAGUUGUCCUCAUUGGUCAUUCCAUGGGUGGUGUAAUUGCAAAAAGGCUCCUAGCUUAUCCAAAUACAUUGAAUACAACAAGUAUAUUGAUAACACUGUCAGCUCCAAUAGAAGCACCAGUUGUAAACUUCGAUUCAGACAUCAAUAAUUAUUACAAACUAAUGCAGCUUGAGUGGGAUGCCUAUAUUUAUCCCUAUAAAGAUGUGAGAGAGAGUAAACUUCUCAUAAGUCUUGGCGGAGGGCCACGGGAUGUUCUGGUUCCAGGCAGCUUGACAACAUCAAACAAUAGCUAUAUCAAUGCAAUGGCAACCGCUAUUCCCGGCGUUUGGGUGUCACCGGACCACGUAAGCAUGGUGUGGUGCAAACAGCUGGUCAUGGUGAUAAAUCGGUAUCUAUUUGACAUUGUCGAUCACAAGACUGAGCAAAUAACUUACAAUAAAGAACUUAGAAGACAUAAAGCUGAAAUGUAUUUCCAGGCGAAUCGAUCGAUGACAUUGAACGAGAAUAUUCAUCGUGUUGAGGUCAACAUGAUUGCUGAUGCGUUCUGGUACGAAGAUAACCGGAGAGUGUAUCAGAUAGCGAGGCCAGAGAUUGACAGAACUACGUAUCUCAUGAUCCGAUUGGCGCCAUUUCCUCAAAACCGCUUCGUGGCAGUAGAAGCUAUUAAUGUCGAUGAUAAGGACUGGAUAUUCGGAUGCAACGCCAAAGAUGUUCACUCGUCUUAUAGAUAUUGUAAAACAGCGACAUCAUUAAGUGAACUUAGUCGUUGGACCGGCGCAGCUAAUGAAUUCGGGAGGAGAAAACUGGCCACGAUUAACCUGCACAGUGUACAGGAGAUGCGCCCUGAUUGGACACAUGUCAUUGUUAAAGUAUCGCCCACCAGGAAACCGAUAACUCUGAAUGUGGACAUAAACGAUUACGCUUCGAGGCAAAUUAAAGUAGAAGUACCGAGCGCUCUGUCCUUUUCUAAACACAUCAUAAAAGAGACUGAAUCGAACGCACUGUACUACGAACUGAUAUUGUCAAACUUCAAUGUGAUUCAUCAGGCUUAUUUACUUUAUGUGGAGCCUACAUCAACCUGCCAUAACAUUGAUUACCAUGUGUCUGCUGAAAUGCAUGUCCCAUGGGCAAGGAAUAACGAGUUUUAUCACUAUUAUACGCAUUUGAAGCAAUCGCCGAUGAAAUUAAGAUUGUUUAUAAGUAACCCUAACGUCUCUCAGGGUUUGGACCCAGAGGAAAAUGUAAAGAUAACUUUAUUACUGGACCCAAAAUGUACAUUUACGAUAAGUAUAUCAUCGUCUUGGUAUAUCCGACUAGCACAACUAGUCCGCAACUACACCCCGGUCUUGGUGCCGUACAUAGCCUCUAUAGUAUUAUUGGCAGCCAGGAGUAACUUGCUAAGUCUGAAGGAGAACGGGUCGUGUAUAUCGAUACACAGUGCUUUGAUGAGCGAGGGAAUCAAGCCGUAUUACGUGCUAGUGUUCAGUAGGCUGACAAUUAUGGGACUGAUGGCUAUUCCAAUUCUACACAUUCUUUUGGAGAACUCUGGUUGGAGGAACUUGGAGAUUCAGUACUUCACUCGUUCUCUGCUGGUUCUACCUACAUACAUGACCGCACUGGGCUUUCUCAAUGUGAUUGCUGCCGUCACUGUGGCUGUAAUGAUAUUUUCAUCGCAAUUGGCACAUCGAUUGCUCUUCAGGAUUUUGUGGCGUGGUGGCGGCAGUUUAGCAGAGAAGGUGGCUUCUGGCUUGCAAAAAAUUCCUAUGAUAGUGAGCGCGAGUCUUGUGUGUGCAGUCCCUUUGUCAUGUGGGGCCGCUGCAUUGGUUGCUGGUGCAGCAUUCUAUGCAUUUAUGCUAUCUAAAAUGUAUGAAGAAUACUUAGAAGAUUAUGUAUACAAAUUGAUGGCUAAAGUAGCUAGUAAAAUUUGUAGAAUAUUUAAGAGAAAAGUUAAUAGCAAUUCACAGGCAACACAAUUGCAAAUAAAUGAAGUAAAGUCUACGAGCGAAUCGGAAAUAAAUGAUGAUAACGAAUUAAGUAGUGACAUUAAAAAUUUGAAUGAAAAUAAUGAGGAAAUUGUCAAAGACAAUUAUUCCGCGCCAAUUAAACAAUCUGACGGACAAGAUGAAUGUGCAACGCAUGUUGAUGAUAGUGAAAUAGAUGAAGAUCUGAAUAAUUUAAACUUUCAUAUGAUGUUGUUCUUCCUUUGGAUGUGUGUGACUCUUGCUAAUGUUCCAGCACUACUGACAUGGGCUCGGAAUUUUAAGUAUAGCAUGGUUUUAAAACCGGACACUUCAUAUCACGCAGGAUUUAUAAUGUCUAUUUGCUCUGGUGUUAUUUGGCAGCUAAAUGGACCAAGAAAAAAAUUAAGGCACUAUGAGUCUGUCUGCUCACUUCUGUUUACGAUGGCUGUAUUUAUUUUAUCUGUAGGGCCAUUCUCAUUAGCUAUAGUGAACUAUGGUGUAACACUUAUGUUUAGUAUUAUAACAAUGCAGCAAGUUUGUGAUAAAGAGGAAGAGGUUGCAACCGAAUCUGUAGAAAAACCAGAUCUAGUCAGUCAAUCCAAAGAGAAUCUUAAUGUUCCGAAUACUGAAAAAACUAAUGAUGAAAUUAAGGAUAAUUCAUGUAAAAGUAAUAUGUGUAAGGGUGACAAUAAUAUGGAACAGCCCGGUGAUGAUUGUGAUGGCUGUAAUGUGUCCAAAGACAACAAAGAUGAAUCAAAUAAUGAAGAAACGAAUGAAAAGAUAAAAGAAAAUUUAAGUAAAACUAAUGAUGAAUGUAAUAGUGCGAAUGUGAAUAAUGAAGAUCAAUCAAGUAAAGAUUGUGAUGUGUGUAAUGAAAGUAGAAUAUUUAAUAUAUUUAGUCGACUAAGAGACAAAUUUAGCUAUUUAAAUGAUUGAAAUAAUUUUAACUAGGGAGGCAGAUGAUAUCAUUUUACAUGUUUUAUAAUACAUAUUCACAUAAUUACUGAGUGAGAUAUAGUUUUGUAUUAUUUGUUUGACAUAAUUAACACAGAGAUUAUUAAAAUUUUAAAAUACUCUUUAAA